UCCCUCAGUCAUUGUCUAUCGACUUAGAAACUUUUGCUUAGUUUACAUGUAUUAGUUUGUGAUUAGAUCAGUUUAAGAUGAACUGCUAAUGUUAAGUAAACGAUAUUUGGUAUGCAAAUUUAUUGGCAUUUGCAAAUAUCGUUUCCAUGGAUAUUAUAUAGCCUCACCCCCUCUUCAUGGUAUUGACUUUGAAACUUUUACAUAGUUUAUAAGUUAAUGCUUGUGUUUAGGUUUGUUUAAAGGGAACGACUUAUAAUAAUUCAAUGGUAUUUGGUAUGCAGUUGUAUUAGCUUUGGCACAUCUCAUUUACAUGGAAAUUGUUUAGCCAUGUACCUCAGUCAUGGUUCAUUGACUUUGAAUAUUUGCAUAACUUAUGAAACAUGUUAAAGUAUUGCUAUUUUAAUUUCAACAUUUGCAUAAUCAAAAUUACAAAAGGAUGAGACAUAUUUCUGUGAUAACAGUUUAUCUACAAAUUCUGAUAUGAAGUAACAUAUGUUGAAUUGCAAUAUUCAUAAAUAAAUGAUUGAUCUAUAAAAAAUUUCUGACGGAUUUUUCUUAUUCUUCGCUUAUCUGCCUCAUUAAAUUAUUGUCAUUUGGAUAUUUUUGUAUGGAUAAUGUAAUUAAACAUUUUGCUAUACUCCACAGAAUCCAUAUUGGAUGUUUACACCUUUUAUUUAUUACAUUAUCAAUAUAAUACAUGUUUUUAUAAUGUACUUGAAUUAUAACUUUAAGCUCACUGAUAACAAUGCUCAGUAUAAAAGAUAACUUGUAUAACCAGUGGAACAUAUUUCACAGACAAGGAACUUAUUUCACCAGAUUGUACAGUUUUAGGCGUCAUAUACAUUUUGAUUGUGAGUGGUAUCCAACUCUGUACGCAAUCGCCGGUUUCAUUGAUCUUGGCAACAGGGAACAGUUCAUCCAUAGUGAAAUACAUAAUGCACGAGGACAAAGAGACAAUGUCUUCUAAAAGACACAAAAUACCAUCUGAAAAAGGAGGACCUUCUACUAGUCGUAAAAACUACAUUUCGACAAACUAUGAUUUGUUUUGCUUCGUGAGAAUGAAGCAUUUUACAUGUUGUAUAGUUUUAGGCGUCAUAUACAUUUUGAUUGUGAGUGGUAUACAACUUUGUAGGCAAUUCCCGGUUUCAUUGAUCAUGGCAACAGGGAACAGUUCGUUUAUAGUGAAAUACAUAAUGCACGAGGACAAAGAAACAAUGUCUUAUAAAAGACACAAAACACCAUCUAAAAAAGGAGGACCUUUUACAAGUCGUAAAAACUACAUUUCGUCAAACUAUGGUAUGUUAUGUCCUGUUUUCCAUUCUGGCUUGGGAAAUAAUAUCUUUCAAUUUGCUUCUACGUUCGGAAUAGCAAAGUCUAAAAAUAUGACUAUCCUUGUAAAUAAAAAUGCAAGAAUAAACAAAGUUUUCAAGCUAUCUGUUAAAGUGAGGAACGAUACAAGCGUUUGCAAUAGUUUCAAAAGGAGAAACGAAAAACUGUCAGCUUCAUACGAUGACAAACUUAUAAAUUUUAGUCCAAAAGAAAGUUUCAAAUUACAGAAUUAUUUACAAUCAUGGAAAUAUUUCUUUCCUUUAAGAAAGGAACUGAAAGAGCAACUCACGUUUCGUGUAGAAAUUAUGAAUAUUGUUAAGAAAAAUAUAGUCAAAAUUCUCCAUAAAUUCAACAAUGUACCAAGCUAUAAAAUAACAUUAGUAGGUGUACAUAUACGAAGAGGUGACAUGGUUAACAAUAAACAAGGGUAUAAUGUUGCUUCACCGGAAUAUCUGAUAAGAGCUGUCAAUUAUUUCAAGGAAAGAUAUCAAAAUAUUAUAUUUAUAGUUGCAUCUAAUGGCAUGCCUUGGGCUAAAAAAUAUAUGCCUUCUGAUAUAUCUGUAGAAUUUAUACAAAACAGUGAUGUGGUUGACAUGGCAACAUUAGCAUCUUGCAACCAUACGAUUAUAACAAUUGGGUCCUUCGGUUGGUGGUCUGGAUGGUUAGCUGGUGGAGAAGUGACAUACUUCAAAUGGCCAGCUAAAUCAGGAUCAGGAUUUGAGAAAAGAAUUAAUUACACUGAUUAUUUCUAUCCAGGAUGGAUAGGGUUGUAACAUGUGUCUAUUAACUAAAGUAUGUGUGUUGUUUUUCUAAUAACACAAUAGGGUACACGAAAUGAAACUCAUCUAGACAACUAACGAUUGCUUCCACCAAGCGUUAAAAGGAGCCUUAUUAAAGAUAUUAAAAAGGAAGCGUUAUACAUGUUUUUUUUUAUUAUUUAUUGUACCAAUUCUAAAUUUCAUUUAAUGACGAUAUCUACACGGUUUUGAUUCGCUAUAAAUUGUCUAUCAAUUAAACUUGUUUUAUGAAGACAAAAAUGCAGCCAAUAUAAAGAGGACACGCUUUAAUACUGGCUGAUAACAAUCGACAAUUGUAUUCACAUUCUGUAUAAGAUCUCUUAUUAAAAGUUACACUUUUAAAUACAACGUAUUAAAAUAGCUA
Messenger RNA from Mytilus californianus (California mussel), 2490 nucleotides. RefSeq names its product galactoside alpha-(1,2)-fucosyltransferase 2-like. Bases 936 to 2102 code for a protein of 388 amino acids. Gene Ontology annotation, cellular component: membrane. Gene Ontology annotation, molecular function: galactoside 2-alpha-L-fucosyltransferase activity. The transcript has 4 exons. NCBI's taxonomy places the organism in Eukaryota, Metazoa, Mollusca, Bivalvia, Mytilida, Mytilidae. Gene Ontology annotation, biological process: carbohydrate metabolic process. The record is from RefSeq and is a predicted model, not a curated record.